AUUAAUCAACUAAUAAAGGCACUGCAAAUUGUAUGAUCAGCAACUGAAAACUGUUCAAGGAAGAGUCAGAAACAGCCAUGAACAGCCGCCACUUCCUUCUCAUAACCUGUCCUGGCCAAGGCCAUAUCAACCCCACCCUUCAGCUAGCCAAGCGCCUCAUACAAGCCGGUGCACGUGUCACGUUUGCCACCACCGUCCGCGGCCACCGAGAAAUAAAGGCCUACCCUUCCCUCGAGGGCUUAUCCUAUGCCUCUUUCUCCGACGGCUUCGAUGACGGAACCAAGCCCACCGAUGACCCCACCCACAUCAUGUCCGAGUUCAAGCGGGUCGGGUCCCAAACACUCACCAAACUGAUUCUAAGCCUCUCAAACGACCACCACGGGGCCGUCAGCUUCUUGAUCUACAGCCUCCUCCUCCCAUGGGCUGCCGACGUGGCGCGUGAUAUGGGCAUACCUUCCGCUCUUCUGUGCAUCCAAUCUGCCGCAGCGUUUGCCAUCUACUGCCAUUACUUCAACAGCAAAGACGGUAUGUAUGAGAUCUAUAGUUCUGACCCUCCAAAUUCUAUACAGUUACAGGGUUUGCCACCGCUCGCAUCCACAGAUCUACCUUCCUAUCUCUUACCAAACAGUCCACACGCUUCAGUCCUCCCCACCUUUCAAGAACACAUCCGAACCCUGGAAAAAGAUGCUAACCCAUGCGUACUUCUGAACACCUUUGAUGCUCUAGAAGUAGAAGCAAUCAAAACCGUUGAUAAUAUGAAUCUGACAACAAUCGGACCCUUGAUUCCAUCUGCUGUUUUUGAUGGAAAAGAUGGCCACUCCGAUUCGUUGUCGGUUGUAUGUGACUUGUUUGAGGGCUCCGAGGACUAUCUUCACUGGCUAAGCUCCAAGCCAACUCACUCGGUUGUUUACGUGUCUUUUGGAAGCAUGGUUGUGAUGCAAAGAAAGCAAACGGAAGAGAUUUUGCAUGGGCUAGUUGAGAGCGGCCGUCCAUUCAUGUGGGUUAUCCGAUCUUCGGAGAAUAUUGGAAGAGAAGAAGCAGAUGAUAUGAUAAAGAGCAAGUCGAGGGAAGAAGAACAGGGGUUAAUAGUGCCAUGGUGUUCGCAGGUGGAGGUGCUCUGUCACAAUUCAGUGGGGUGUUUCCUGACGCAUUGCGGGUGGAACUCCACCUUGGAGAGCAUGGCUGCCGGAGUGCCGGUGGUGGCAUGUCCGCAUUUUUCGGACCAGACGACAAAUGCGAAGCUGGUGGAGGAGGUGUGGGGGACUGGAAUUAAAGCAAGAGUGAAUGAAGAGGGAUUCGUGGAUAGGGAAGAGAUAAGGAAGUGCGUGGAGAUGAUGAUGGGAGGUGGAGAGAAAGGGGAAGAGAUAAGGAGGAAUGUCAAGAGAUGGAAAACUUUGGCUGCACAGGCUGUGAAGGAGGGGGGUUCUUCAGAGGAGCAUCUCAAGCUUUUCUUGGUAGAUUAAUAUUGGACAGCAUAAUUGCUAAUUGCAUCAAAGGGUAAAUUAGGUCAGAAAUUUCCUAUGUAGACAACCAUGUCGAUCUCUUAAAAAAAAAAAAAAAACAAGUGAUAUGUCUAUCUUAGUAUGUGUGAGAAUGAAGAAUUUAUGUCUUUUUAA
Molecule: messenger RNA, 1616 nt
Organism: Alnus glutinosa
Lineage: Eukaryota; Viridiplantae; Streptophyta; Magnoliopsida; Fagales; Betulaceae
Product: UDP-glycosyltransferase 75C1-like
Exons: 1
Coding region: 78-1463 (461 amino acids)
Molecular function (GO): UDP-glycosyltransferase activity
Source: RefSeq, a predicted model, not a curated record